AAUCAUCCAUCACACGAACGCUUACAACACCAAAACCCUAACUCUCUCACUGAAUCACUUCACGAAUUUUGGUACUUCGAUACAGUUACCACCGGCUAGGGUUUUAGAUUCAUCAAUUUUAGCUCAAAUUCUCAACUUACUAAUGGAAUUCGUAUGACUUAUGUUACACUUACGGUUGAUUUUUCAUCAAUGACAUGGAAUUCCGUAGCUCCGCGACCGUCGAUUAGUUUGCGGUUGCGAGGAUUUGAUUUUUGUCCGCCGGUGUUGCUCCGGUGGAAUCUGUUAACUCAUAGUGGUGAUUUUAGGUUUAGUUGUUGCUGUUCUGAUAAACUUGUGUCGAACCGGAGAAUUGGUACGAAAGGUGAACAACGGAAGAGUGAUUUGAGGAAGAAUGGUUGUAAAGUUCGAGUGCAAGCUGCACCGACAUGGCGUUUUGCAUCGUCUCAACCUCAGCUGGCUUCAAGACAAGAAAAGUACUUUCCACGCUGUACCCCAAGUAAUCCCGGGCCACAGUCUCGUGACACCCCACCGAAAAGAGACACGGGUAUUGCAAGUGCGAAGGACUGGGGCAUUAAUUUGUUAACCGAACAUGUGAAUGAAUCUGGCAUUAAUGAAGAUGGUAGUACCUGGUAUAGAGAAAGUGGAGAAGAUCUAGGUGAAAAUGGAUAUAGAUGUAGAUGGACUAAAAUGGGUGGUCAGAGCAGUGAUGGUUCUUCAAAAUGGAAAGAAGCGUGGUGGGAGAAAAGUGACUGGACUGGAUACAAAGAGCUAGGCGUUGAGAAAUCUGGAAGAAAUUCUGAAGGGGAGUCGUGGUGGGAAACAUGGCGAGAAGUUCUUCAUCAAGAUGAAUGGAGUAAUAUAGCAAGGAUAGAAAGAAGUGCACAAAAGCAAGCAAAAUCAGGCACAGAAGAUGCUGGAUGGUAUGAGAACUGGUGGGAGAAAUAUGAUGCCAAAGGAUGGACAGAGAAAGGAGCACACAAAUAUGGUAGACUAAACGAGCAGUCGUGGUGGGAAAAGUGGGGAGAGCAUUAUGAUGGAAGAGGAUCUGUUCUAAAAUGGACGGACAAAUGGGCUGAAACUGAACUGGGAACAAAAUGGGGAGACAAAUGGGAGGAGAAGUUUUUUGGUGGCGUUGGUUCUCGUCAAGGAGAGACAUGGCAUGUCACUCCAGCGGGUGAACGUUGGUCGAGGACAUGGGGCGAAGAGCAUUUUGGAAACGGCAAGGUGCACAAAUACGGGAAAAGCACGACAUCUGAAAGCUGGGAUAUUGUUGUAGGCGAGGAAACUAGUUACGAGGCGGAACCUCAUUAUGGAUGGGCUGACGUCAUUGGUGACUCGAGUCAAUUGUUAUCCAUCCAACCGCAAGAUAAACCACCCGGUGUCUAUCCAUUUCUCGACUUUGGAUCCUCUCCAUUGCCUCCCCAAGGCGGUAGUUCACCCUCAACACCACCUCAAGAUGGUGAUCGGCCUUCAACACCACCUCAAGAUGGUGAUUCGCCCUCAACACCACCUCAAGAGGGUAAUCCACCCUCAACUCCACCUAGAACUCAAUAACAUCUCGAGUAUCAUGUGUAAUAGGUUCGUUGAACCUGUUUUUAUAUUUAACUCUUCAUCUCUAAUCAAUAGAGCUAAAGCCUGCAUCAAUUCUUGCAUGUUCAGUUAAAA
Messenger RNA from Helianthus annuus (common sunflower), 1665 nucleotides. RefSeq lists its product as uncharacterized. Gene Ontology annotation, molecular function: starch binding. Bases 154 to 1554 code for a protein of 466 amino acids. The transcript has 11 exons. Gene Ontology annotation, biological process: regulation of starch metabolic process; starch metabolic process. The record is from RefSeq and is a predicted model, not a curated record. Gene Ontology annotation, cellular component: starch grain; chloroplast stroma. Lineage: Eukaryota; Viridiplantae; Streptophyta; Magnoliopsida; Asterales; Asteraceae.